This is a messenger RNA of Antechinus flavipes (yellow-footed antechinus), 933 nucleotides long. RefSeq names its product olfactory receptor 1020-like. Gene Ontology annotation, cellular component: membrane. NCBI's taxonomy places the organism in Eukaryota, Metazoa, Chordata, Mammalia, Dasyuromorphia, Dasyuridae. Gene Ontology annotation, molecular function: olfactory receptor activity; G protein-coupled receptor activity; odorant binding. The record is from RefSeq and is a predicted model, not a curated record. Gene Ontology annotation, biological process: sensory perception of smell; G protein-coupled receptor signaling pathway.
AUGGUUUGGAGUAAUCACAGCACAGUAACACACUUCAUCCUCCUGGGAUUCACUGACCAUCCAGAGCUGCAAACCAUCCUCUUUGGGGUCUUCUUCUUGAUCUAUGUAAUCAGUGUAGUGGGAAACCUGGGGAUGAUUUUGUUGAUUGGACUUGAUUCACAGCUUCACACCCCAAUGUAUUUUUUUCUGGGGAACUUGUCCUUUGUUGAUUUUUGUUACACCUCUGUCAUUACACCCAACAUGCUCAUCAACUUCUGGGUGGAGAAGCCAGUCAUUUCAUGGAGUGGUUGUGCUACUCAAUUUUUCUUUUUUGGUUCCUUUGCUGGCAUUGAGGGGUUUCUUCUAGCUGUGAUGGCAUAUGAUCGCUAUGUGGCAAUCUGCAUUCCACUACUAUAUACUACCACCAUGUCCCAUAGGUUCAAUAUCAUACUGGUAUCAGUCACUUAUCUGGCAGGUUUUGUUAAUGCAGCAAUACACACAACCUUAACCUUUAAGUUGUCCUUCUGCCACUCUAAUAUCAUCAAUCAUUUUUUCUGUGAUACUCCACCCCUCUUGAAACUCUCCUUCGACACCCAUGUGAAUGAACUGGUCAUUUUUGCUUUUGCCAGUUUUAAUGAAUUGAGCUGCCUCUUAACUAUCCUUGUUUCUUACCUAUAUGUCAUUGUUGCCAUUAUGAGGAUACGUACAGCUGAAGGAAGAUACAAAGCCUUCUCUACAUGUGCCUCUCAUCUAUUGGCCGUCACCAUCUUCUUUGGGACAAUUCUUUUCAUGUACCUGCGACCCAGCUCUAGCUAUUCAAUGGAUCAAGAUAAAGUGGUAUCUGUGUUCUACACAGUAGUGAUCCCCAUGUUGAACCCCCUGAUCUAUAGUCUGAGGAACAAAGAAGUGAAAGCUUCCUUUAGGAAAGUCAUCAUUCAAAAAACUUCAUUUUAA